Salvia splendens (bonfire salvia) is the source of this 2214-nucleotide messenger RNA. RefSeq lists its product as uncharacterized. The record is from RefSeq and is a predicted model, not a curated record. Bases 911 to 1828 code for a protein of 305 amino acids. The transcript is spliced from 3 exons. Lineage: Eukaryota; Viridiplantae; Streptophyta; Magnoliopsida; Lamiales; Lamiaceae.
UUCUCCUCUCUUCUCUCUUGCUCUACUAUAUAUUUGCACAUGUUCAAGCGCGCCGAUUUUGCGUGAAUUCGUUAGGGGAGUAUGUUUCCUAGUUGCUUGACUGUAUUGGGAAAAAAGUGAAUCGGAUCGUUUGAUUAUUUGGCCAAUUGGUUUAGUGCUGCUUUCAACUGUGUAUGGAUUUUUGUGAGUGACGUAUUAUUCUGCGGUAUUCAGCUUCUUUCCCCCUUUUUUAAUUUCUUGAUUCUCUGUUUUGUGUGAAGAGGAUAAAGGAAUUUUGUGAGUGACGUGUUUUGAGGGGAACUCGUGUUUUGAUGUUUUAGUGAAGCGAGCAGCUGAUAAUCUUGUUGCCCUUGUUCAAUGUGAAAAAUAGAAAAUAUGGAAUAUUGUGUAUAUAUUUUUUAUUUGAUGAGUUUUUUUUAUAUAAUUUCUGAUUUCAAGAUGAGGGGGGGGGGGGGAGUACUUUCUUAUCUUGAUAUUGGAAAUGUAGUAAACAAUUGCAAUGCUGUCAAAUUUUGGGGAAUUAGUAUAAAUAAUGAUAGGUUUAAAAUUUCUUUGAUCAUUUGUAAUUGAAUAUGUUUUGUGAGUGGUUGUUGUUACUCUCAUGUUUGCUGUUGUUUUAGUCUAAUGAGAUGUUUAGUGUUGCACGUUUGUGGAAAAGUGAUGGUACAACUGCCGAAGAGUUCCAUAGAUGUUCGUCUUAUACAGCAUUUGUUCGUAUUGUGUGCAUUAUUAUCGUUGAAAUCUUUUGAUAUCUUCGUGGAUGAUGCUUCCAUGUGACAAUGUUAGAGCUACUGUAAAGCAGGCACAAAGUAGACUGAAUUGAAUAUAUUGAGGCAGACGACAAAUGUUUUACUUUUUGUACUUGAUGCACCAUGUUUAAGGGAACUUAAUUUUUCAGUCUCGAGAACCCAUGGUGGAAGAGAGUUCAAAGCAAGAUACACUUAUAAUGGAGGAGAUUCAGUUGUAUACCAACUGGGACGAUGUCAUGUGUCCCAUAUGCUUGAACUUUCCUCACAAUGCUGUUCUUCUCCAAUGCGCAUCAUAUGAAAAAGGAUGUCGUUCCUUUGUGUGCGACACCGAUCAUUUGCAUUCCAAUUGUCUGCAACGCUUCAAACAAGCAAAUGGAAUGUCACCAGAAGGAAAAUCUCCAAGCACUGCUGAAAAUAUACAGUGUGUGGAUUCAGAAUCCGAGAGCAAACCAGCCUGCCCCUUGUGCAGAGGAGAAGUCACUGGAUGGGUAGUGGUCAAUAAGGCUCGUAAUUAUUUGGAUGAGAAGAAACGUUGCUGUGAAGAGGAAAACUGUCAAUUUGCAGGUACUUAUUCUGAGCUCCGAAAGCAUGCCCAGGUGGAACAUCCUCAUGCUUGCCCUUCAAAAAUAGAUCCUGCACGCCAGCUUGAUUGGGACAAUUUCCAGCAGUCCGCUGAGAUCAUAGAUGUAUUAAGUACUAUUCAUUCAGAAGUUCCACGUGGAGUGGUUUUGGGUGAUUAUGUUAUCGAGUAUGGAGAUGAUCACUCUGGAGAUGAUUAUGAUGACUUCCCUGGGGAUGAGGGAAACUGGUGGACAUCCUGUAUUCUGUAUCAAGUUUUUGAUAACUUUAGGGCAUCUAGAAACCGAAGAAGAUCAAGAGUCAGUGAUUCAAGAAGAGGAAACCACCGUUUGAGUUUUGAUACUUCAAACUAUGAUGAGGGUUCUGUGUCGUCUGCGGAAUAUGCAGAUUACAGAGCUGAUGAGACUGAUGAUGAAUAUAUGAGUGCAAGAGCAUUAUCCAGACGAAGAGUUGCAGAACAUAGCUCUCGAAGGCGUCGCUCCCGCUUCUUUGACAACUAGGUAAUUAUGCAACAGAAUAGAGUUCAUCAUAGGUGUGGAAUGGAAAAAUUGAAAAGUUUACAGAUCUCUGUCGGGCUGUUGACAAACAGUGGAUGAUGCCAAAACCAUAUUGGCAGUGCUGGUGGUGCAAAGUUCUCAGUUUAACAGAUUGAUGUUCCUCUUAGGUCACUUGUUUCUCAUACUUGGAUUGCAGGAGUGUCUGGUUUUAAAACUUUAACGCGCUCCGCUUUCUUAUAAUUGUUUAAUUAUAUUUAUACCCCCUUGUUAAUGUUUCUUGGCAGACUUCCUUAGCUUCUUAGAUGACUCUAUGUCUGAAUUCAACUACUGCUGGAAUUUGUCUGUCAAUGGAAACAAUGUUCAUAAAUGUAUCAUUUCAUUUUAUUUCA